CUCUGCGUGCAGAAAACAUGGCACCCGGGGCGCAUCCAGAACCUGGAGGAGGUGUGGAAGCGGCAGCAGGACGCGGCCAAGGAGGAGCAGAAGCUCAAGGAGUAUGCCAAGCAGCUGCAGGAGGAGCGGGCUCGCGAGGAGCUGGCCUCGGUGGCCGAGGCGGCGGGGCACAAGAUCAAGGCCGACCGCCUGGACUGGAUGUACCAGGGCGGGCUGGUGGCGCGCCAGGAGGCCGACCAGCGCCUGGCGGCGGCAGAGGCGACCGUCGCGGCUAACGCCGCCGCCACGGCGGCCGGCGGCGGCGAAGCCCCCCGCCUGCCUGCUUUCUACUCCGAGGACACCCCCGCCUCGGCCAACGAGAUGUGGCAGCGCCUGCACGCCGACCCGCUGUUUGCCAUCAAGCAGCAGGAGCUGGCGGCACGGAAGAACAUUGUGGCCAACCCGGUGAAGAUGCUGGAGAUCAAGCAGCAGGUGGGGGGCGGGGUGGCAGCGCAGGGGUGUGCGUGA
Chlorella variabilis is the source of this 507-nucleotide messenger RNA. RefSeq lists its product as hypothetical. The annotation marks the transcript as partial. Gene Ontology annotation, biological process: mRNA splicing, via spliceosome. Gene Ontology annotation, cellular component: U2-type spliceosomal complex. NCBI's taxonomy places the organism in Eukaryota, Viridiplantae, Chlorophyta, Trebouxiophyceae, Chlorellales, Chlorellaceae. The record is from RefSeq and is a predicted model, not a curated record. The transcript has 3 exons.